AUGCAUAUUGAUAUAUGGCAUAUUGGAGGCGUUAUCGCAAGUGCAGUGCUGAGGCCAGUGCUCUUGCACUACAUGAUAGCAAUAGUGACGGAGAGACUGAUCAAAUCUCCAAAUGGCAAUGGCACUUUGUCUGGCUUAGAAAUAGAUCCUACCAGUUGUGCACCUGAUAAAGUAGACGUAGAAGAUUCCUGUAAUGCUAGCUCCUCCCCUCCAUGUGAUAACCAAGCUGGUGCUAGUUUUGAAGGACGUAUUCUAUCAGAUAGUUCGUCUUCUUGUUGUUCUGAUCGGCAUUCUGAUUUUGACGAGUCCGUUGAGUAUGAAAACUUUGAAGUUGAUAUUAACGCUCCUUCUUCACCAAUAACUUUACGCAAGGAGCUGGCUACUUGGGCAACUAAACACCAUUGUAGAUGAGGACCUAUAAAUGAACUUCUUGAAAUUUUAAGAAGGGAAGGACAUUCUUUGCCAAAAGACAGUAGAACUCUUUUAGCUACUCCCAUGAAAAUUACAACUUCAGAAAAGUGCGGUGGCCAGUAUGUAUAUCUUGGUAUACAGCGCGGUGUACGUCAAAUGCUACCUAAGUAUCCAUCAUUCCUAGAGAAGCAUGAAUCUAUUGAUCUAAUGAUCAAUGUUGACGGACUUCCUCUCUUUAAAUCGUCAAAUGCUCAAUUUUGGCCAAUUUUAGGUUGCUUUGAUGGCCUUCAUGUGUUUGUAAUUGCUUUGUUUUCAAUUAUACUAUUUAGCUGCAUCCAUCCGAUAGACCCGCGUAUUGACCCGCAUGCAUAUGCCGGCACGGCCUCAUAUGAAACCCAAAAAUACUUGAAUAGAAUAUUAUAAUAAGUAAACUGUCUUAAUAAUUGCAAUUCUCUCCACAAUUUUUUUCCUCUAUAGAUGACAAAAGCGUGUGCGACCAAUACGACUAUACCACCUCAGAGGAAACUACUGUGGAACUGGCUGAUGAGAACGAUGGACCAAGACAUAAGUCACUACAAGGUCAGAUUUGGCACCGACAAGUGCCUCUGUCACAUAACUAAAUAUAUUUCUGAUUAAUAAAGAAAUCUCUAUAAUUAAUUCAAGUUGGCCGGCGACCGGCCUUGAAUAAUCCUCUACUUAAUCUAUUACCAAUUGAGUUUGUUUGGUACGUUAACUCACAGCUAUAUAUAUAUAUAUAUAUAUGAUUUCGAUAUUUUAUUAUGGACAAGUGUCCAUCCAGGGUCACAAGGCCUGGACACUACGUUUGAUCACUAUGAUCACGUAGUGAGCUCACAAGUGGAAGGAAAUAAAGUAAGCAAGACCUUGAGAAAAAAAAUCAACAAAAAAUAUCGAAAUCAUAUAUUAUGCUCGUUCGGGGUACCACGUUCUUGAGCACUCUAUAGUUCAUUGUAUAGACUUAUGCGCGCCUCGUGCUUAGCGAGUGUUGCUGCUUUGUCGAAUGUCAAACAAAGACAUAAAAAUAUGAAAUAUAUAUAUAUAUAUAUAUAUAUAUAUGCAUUACAAGCUGCAUGAUGUUCGUUAUUAAAUACUGUUGUCUGCAUGUAUAGCAAAUUUUGUUGCGUGAGCUACUGAGUUAGUACUUAGUAGCCUGCAUGGCAGGCAUUCUGUUGUGAACGGACAAGCAGAUAUAUGAGUGUAUGCAAUGGAGUGAAGCGAACUACUGUAUAGUUUUUUAGUUGUUCAAUUAUUUUACUCAUUGAAUUUAUUUACAUAGACAUUAUGGUUCCUUUUAAUUCUACUAUUUUAUUAAAAUUAUAUUAGCAAUUACACAAAGAGUAAGAAUAAAAUAUAUAUAAAACAAUAUAUAAAAUGAAUUAUUACUAUUUUUGCAGCAAAAACUGCAAAGUCAAUGAGUGUAAGGUCUGAGGAGCGAGAAAAUAAGAUUAGUGGCAGUGAAGAAGAAGAAAAAGAAGAUGACGAAGAAGGAGGCAGCCAAGAAGGUGAUGUAGGUUAGUUUACUUCUAUGUUGUGAGACAUCCGAGACUUGCAGGUCGUGUUUUAUUAGGUCUAAAGCCACUCGCGCUGCGCGCUCGUGGCUUUAAACCUAAUAAAACACUCCUGCUUGUUUAUUAAACAGUACAUUAUUAAUUUUAAUUAGAUCUUCCAGUCCCGCCAAGAAAGUUUAGUCUGGCAACACUGCUUCGCCAUCGAGAAUCACCUCCUAGCUCUAGUGAUCGAGCCAGUUCAUCAACGGCCAGCAGCAAAGGGUUUCCAAUGCCCGAAGCAAGUAAGUUCCAAACUGUGAAUUUGUAAAUUAACACUUUUUUGAUCUUUGUAAAUAAUUAUCUGUGUUUGUGUGACAAAUCUAAUAAACUCAAAAAAAUAAUAAUUCAAUAAAUAUAGAGUUAUAUAAACACGAGUGGAAGUUGGGAAAAUGAGAAAUUUUGUGGAAACGCGUACGACGCCCGAAGAGUGUUUAUAUUAUAACUCAAUAUCAUCAUUAAAUAUUACAUUAUUGAUUCAUUAAUGAUAGAGUUUAAAAUUUUUUUUAGAAUUUCAAAAGAGAGUGUUGCAUUUGCGGACUGAAAUUAGGGACUCAGUCGCAGCAGUGGGCAAAAGAUGCGAGACACGGGACUCUGAGUUUACCAUAGGCCAAAUCACUGAUUUGGCCGUGUUUAAAGAGCUGGAGAGCAGCCUAGUUUCUGACGAAGAAAAACCAAACUCUUCAUAA
Paramuricea clavata is the source of this 2662-nucleotide messenger RNA. NCBI's taxonomy places the organism in Eukaryota, Metazoa, Cnidaria, Anthozoa, Malacalcyonacea, Plexauridae. The record is from the annotation of a GenBank genome assembly.